CCCUGCAAAUAUUUAACUGCCAAUGCUAGUUUAUCAACAAACCCAUAAUUCAAACAUAUCCAAACCCUAGAAAAUCCACAACAAAAUCUCAUCAAUAAUCACUUCUGCUAUGCAAUUCAACAUCUUUAACUCACAAUAAUGGAGCUUUUGACGGUUUCCGCUACGCUAGCGAACCACCGGUUGACCCGACCCGUUUCUAUCAACAAUGGAAGUUUGUAUAACAAAAUGGAUGUUAGUAGCAUGCGGUUUUCACGUGUCAUUGGUUUCGGGAAGGUUAGUACGCCUUCGUUGCAGUAUAGGAACCGAUACGAUAUGUUAAAGCCGUGUCAAGUGAAGAGGAAUGAUUCGGAAGGAGCGUUAAGCAGCGAAAGUAUGAUACUGGAUGAACAAACCUUGAAGCGAGAAUUGCAGAUUGCUAUCCAGGAGGAGAAUUACGCGCAAGCGGCGAAACUUAGGGAUAAUCUCAAACAUCUGAACGAAGACAGCAAGGCUGCAGUUUUAGCUGCGAAUACUCGGUUUUACAACUCGUUUAGGAACGGUGAUUUGGUGACAAUGCAAGCGUUAUGGUCGAAAAGUGAUAAUGUUUGUGUUGUGCAUCCUGGUGUGAGCGGGAUAAGUGGAUAUGAGCUUGUGAUGGGAAGCUGGGAAUAUGUUUGGGCGGAUUAUGAGUUCCCGUUGAGUAUCGAGGUUAAGGAUGUUCAAGUUCAGGUGAGAGGUGAUGUCGGGUAUGUUACGUGUGUUGAAAGGGUGAGGACGACUGGUAAAAACUGGGGAAGUCAGUUUGCGACGAAUGUGUUUGAGAAGAUUGAUGGUCAAUGGUUCAUGUGUAUUCACCAUGCUUCUCAUGUUGAUUUGUGAAAUUCAGAGACUAAAAGGUACGGAAUUUUACUGUCACUUUGUCAGUAGUGUAGCUCAUAGCUGUUUUGUUGUAAUUAUGAAAGAAAAAACAGGAUUAAGGUUGAUUUAACUCUGAUCCUGGGUGAUGUGUCAGAAAUAUAUAUGUGGAUUUUAUACAAAGUCAUGACAUGUUAGUGUUAUAAACUGAUAUUAUGAGAUUUGAUUAUUUAUAUGUAUUUCAUAUAUAGUAUAGCUUAUGUUA
Molecule: messenger RNA, 1099 nt
Organism: Helianthus annuus (common sunflower)
Lineage: Eukaryota; Viridiplantae; Streptophyta; Magnoliopsida; Asterales; Asteraceae
Exons: 2
Coding region: 139-858 (239 amino acids)
Source: RefSeq, a predicted model, not a curated record